AUGCAAGACUUUGGUACCUCUGUCGAGCUGGGCACAGCUUGGCAGAAGGCUGCCAGCCCCCGGCCAACAGAAAAUCUUGACAAGAAGCUCGUCGUGGUCGACGGCCCAAGCCUGGCCUACCACGCCUACCAUCGCGCCGUCGCCGGAAGAUACCAUGCACGCAACGCCCUGGAGGCCAUGCCAUCGCAUUCUGAGGUGGCAGAGACUGCGUCCCACUUUCUCACCGUGCUGGAGUCGCAUAACAUGGCCAUCUUAGGAGUCUUCUUCGAUGGAGCGCUUCCUGCCGCCAAGCGUGACACUCGCCUUAAGCGCCUCCACUCCUCUCUCACUCAGCUUCAAAGCUUCAAGACCCUGCAUCCUGAUGACAUUCGUUGCGUCCGGUCCAGCAUUGAGACGAAUUCUUUCAGUGCGCCAACUUCCGUCCCUGAGAAGCUCACUCGACUACCGGCAACGCCUUUUUUGGUGCCGGCUGUCAUCGAUCACCUCAGCAACGGCCCAUUUGCCGAGCGUGUUUUCGUGGUCCCGGGUGAAGCAGAUGUCUUCUGUGCUGAUGUUGUCUGCCGCGUCAGCCAGAAACAAGCAUGUUGGCUUCUGAGCUCCGACACCGACUUACUCGUGUUCGAUCUUGGACCCAAUGGAUCCGUCCUACGCUUCCAGGACGUGAGUCUGGCGACGUUUCCACGUCGGACGGUUCUAAAAGGCGUCGAAUAUCAUCCCAGGUCCAUUGCCGAACGCCUUGGGCUAAAGACUUUAGCUCCCCUAGCAUUUGCUCUGUCGCAGGAUUCUCACAGAAGUUUGAAGGAACUCGUUCAGGUGGCCAAAGCUGUAGAUGUCUCGAUUGCGACAUAUCAAGGAUGGUUCGAAGAGUACACUCCACUCCAUAGCAUGUCAGGCUCCGGCCAGUUGUUGGUCAACCUUUACCGCUCAAGUUUUGCUCUCUUGCAGGGAAACAAUACUCUCCAUGCCUUACUUCCGAAUGCGUACGAGGAUGUAUAUCUCCCGUGGACCCAGACACGUCAGACGAAGCAAGAGGCAGCUACUUACCUGCACUAUCUCGCUGAUACGAAAUUGAGGACGAUGGAUCCGAGGAUCUCUGAGCUUGUCCAGCAGGUAUGCUCAGCUAUAGUCAUGGGCACCAGCCACACAAAAUCCCACCAGCCAGAUGGUGUCGAAGUCGGCUGCGCCAUGUUCCUUCCGUUCCUCAUUGAUGAUCCAACACGAGCUUCGGCUUGGUGCUUGUCUGCAGACCUUAGAUUUCUGGGAUACGCCAUACUUUCCAUCCCAAUGCCUGCCCUGUACUCGAUGGAAGAAUGGGAGCGUCGAGGCCCGCGCAUGGCUCAGACCGUAGUUCCCCGCUUCUACUACAAGAAGGCAGAGGUGGUUCACACCUGCAGGGAGUUGAGUGCCCACAUCACUGCCUUCAUGGUAAACUCGGGCGAUCUGCACCUUCGCGCGCCGCUUCACUUCUGGAAGCUGUAUGGGGCCAUGUACCUGUCCGACAAGCUCGUCCAGAAGGAAGAACACCAAGUCUCGAAGAACCAGGUCAUGAGAAUGCUCCGAGGCUGCCAAGGACAGCUUGAAUGGUCUCAUGUCCAUCAUGUCGCCCAGCUGCAGGGCGUAUGGUACUCGCUACGCAUGCUCCGCCAGUUUCUCACCAUAUUUCUUUCCUUCCCCACAGAAGGUGUCCCGCAAACCCACAAGACAGACAACCACAGCGAUCCAGAAAUACAAGCGGCAGUCAAGGACUUGCACGAGCGCCUUGAAUAUCUUCCAAACGCGGUCAAGUUCUUCGACCCUGUUCCCGAUGACGACGAGGAUGCCGUGCCGGAAUCAUACCUGCUCAACGCCGUUGAGAACUUUCCAAGCCUUGCGCCGGAUCCGAAGGAGGCAUACGUGGCGUCGCUUGAGAAGAAGAACAAGAAGCGUAAGAAAAAGAAGCAGGGUCAGCCAGACGACCAAGAGAAAGGACAGAAGGUCGAUGCGAUGGAGCAGGUGUGGAAAAACAGAUUCGGUGCUCUCAACCGGCUGGCUGAUGACAUCUAA
Diplodia corticola is the source of this 2043-nucleotide messenger RNA. RefSeq names its product dna replication initiation factor cdc45 protein. The transcript is spliced from 3 exons. The coding region runs from base 1 to 2043 and encodes 680 amino acids. Lineage: Eukaryota; Fungi; Ascomycota; Dothideomycetes; Botryosphaeriales; Botryosphaeriaceae. The record is from RefSeq and is a predicted model, not a curated record.